AUGUCGAUAUCUUCUAAGGCAUCAGCUGGAUCACCGUACCCUCAAUCACGGCCUGAUCCGUCUUUGACUUCCAAUACCGCAACUAUUGGACUUUCCAAGAACUUAGUUGUCCCAAUAACAAUCAAAUUAUGCUAUUUACAACCUUCAAAGAAAUCCUUACCAAGUAUCAUAAAUAAUCUCGCAUCAAGCUCGGAUAAAUACUCAAAUCCUUUGAUAUUUAAAAAACUAUCUAAUGUUUCAAUCAAUUCAGAACUUUUGGUUGAAUUUCAGGUCUUUGAUGGUAAUAACAAUCCCAUUUCUAUUCCCGUCACGUCAAAUUAUAAAUACUUCACUAGUAAUCGAAGAAUUUGGAACACGAUUCAUAAGUUACCAGUGACUUACAAUCAAGUCUCUGUUGAGUCGUAUAUAAAGUUUACCAUAUUUGAAAUCAUUGAUACCAAAAGAUCAAUUUUUGGUGUAGGAUACUUGUCAAUCUUCAAUAAAGACACAUCCACAGUUCGUAAAGGUUCAUACAAGGUUGCCAUACACACAAAUACCGAGAAAUGGGAUGGCAGAAAAGGAAUUGCACCUAAAAUAGAAUACGGUGAUAUACUCGGUACAACUGACUUGGAACAAAAACUCAUAAACUACGAAAAUGGUGAGUAUCCCAGAUCUUCUUGGUUGGAUAAACUAUCCUUAUCAAAAAUCGAAAAAGAACGUAGCUUGAGUUUAAAAAAUGCAUUAUCUUACGACUAUUAUAGACAUACUAAAAACGAUGUUGACAAAACCCAUGUGAAUACGGAUGAUGACAAAAGAGAUAGCACUGAAGAUGAUGAUUUAUAUUACAUCUAUAUCGAGUUACCAAACUUCGAAUUACCAAUUGUAUAUUCUGAUGAAACGUACCAAACUCCAAACUUUUUGAAGAACAUGAAAGUCGAAGAUAACUUGACAGCUAUUGAUGCUGGGUCCAAUACAAGUGUUAUCAUUAACUCAAUGGAUAUACCAAUGUUGAAAACUUCAAACAAUGUGAAAGUCUAUGACCCCGAUUUUGAUAAUUCGGUCUUACAAAAUUUGAGCAUGAAAAAUUUCGACAGUGACAACGGUGUUACAGAGAAUACUAAUACGCUUCACAAUCUUCAACUUGACCCAAUUGAAGUCAAAUAUCACAAAUUAGAAAGAAACAUUAAUAAUAACUCAAUUUUGGAUAAAGAAUUAAAGCCCACGCCUCAAAUCAGAGACGAAUUAUUAAGAAUUUUACAGAAACCUUCUAAUAUUGAGUUAACAGAUGUUGAGAAAAAUUUAAUUUGGAAAUUUCGUUAUUACUUCUCCAAGAAUAACUCUAUAGCUACGGCAUUAUUAGAUGAAACAAGUAAUGAUGCCCCAGUUCAAGCUACAUCAACCACUCGCAGCACGAAACUGUUUUUAACAAAGUUUUUAAAAUCUAUCAAUUGGGAUAAUGAUUAUGAAUUAGAUCAUGCAUUUAAUGAAAUUAUUCCAAAUUAUUGGACUGUGGAUAAAAUACAAAUCGGUGAUGCAUUAGAAUUAUUAAGUAGCUAUUUCAAUCCUUAUACGUUAACUUCAGAAUUGAGACGAAGAGCUACUAAUACAAACCAAGGCAAUGGUACCAACCAUGAUCAAAUGGCUACUGAUGAAUCCAAGUUUCGUAAGGUUUUCAAAUACGUCAUUUUCUUGAGGAAAUUUGCUGUUGAUCGCUUAAGAUUGGCCAAUGGAGAAGAGCUUUUGUUAUAUUUACUUCAAUUAGUUCAAGCAUUGAAGUAUGAAUCAAUCAUAUUUGAAAAAUCUUCAAAGUAUCUUGCGAAUGAUCCACUUGAUGAAUAUUCGAUAGAAUCAGGUUCGUCUUCCCUAGAUGGAGAAGAAUCAUUACUGAAACUACCCUUGGCUACAUUUUUGAUUGAUAAGUCCAUUGAGAUUGAGAAAUUAGGUAAUUUCUUUUAUUGGUAUGUUAAGGUAGAAAAUGAAGACCAAAUUAAUAGUCCGUCAACGAGACCUACUAAGAUAUACUCUCUUGUUCUUAAUAAAUACAUCGAAAGUCUUAAGAGACACUCUUCUGUUAAUAAAUUGCCAAAUUAUAAUCAUUUGAAAAGACAAAUUUGGUUUAUCAAAAAGCUUACAAAUCUAGUGGAACUUUUGAGAACAACAUUUAAGAAGAAUGAAGCUACCGCUAAAAAGGUUCAAUUUCUAAGAGAAUAUCUCGCAGAUGCUUCUAAUGAAUUACUUAAAUUUCCGGAGCCUUUUCCGUUACCGCUAGAUCCAUCUGUCAUAAUUACUGGUUGCUAUCCUAAUGAGUCCUCAGUAUUCAAGAGUUCUUUAGCACCUUUGAAAAUCACAUUCAAAACGAUUCAGACUAGCAAAGACGGACAUUCAUCUCAAAUAUUUGGUCGCAAAAAUAACAAGUAUGGCAAAUUUCCUCUAAUGUUCAAAAUUGGGGAUGAUUUGAGACAAGAUCAAUUAGUCAUCCAAAUUAUUAAUUUGAUGGAUCAAUUAUUGAAAAAUGAAAACCUUGAUUUAAGGUUAACACCUUAUAAAAUUUUGGCAACAAGUCCUAUUGCGGGUCUUAUACAGUUUGUACCUAACGAUACCCUAGAUACGGUCUUAUCUCAGUCUUAUCCAGCUUCUAUUACUCAUUCAAAUCUGCCUGGCUCAGAAAUGAAUGGGAUUCAGAGGGCAGCAACCAUAAACUUAGCAUCUAACGUCAAUAAUGAAUUGGCGGUAUCAAAUAAUGGAAUCAUGAGUUUUUUAAAGUUACACUCGAGAGAGUUGCAAACUGCAGAGCCCGAGGCUACAAGUGUUCUCGGUAAUUCCAAGACAUUAAACCAAAGAAGUCAGCAACAACAUGCCAUUGCCUCUAAUUUGGGUGUAUCCUCUAUUGUGAUGGAUAACUAUGUGAAAUCCUGUGCUGGUUACUGUGUUAUUACAUAUUUAUUAGGUGUUGGUGAUCGCCACUUAGAUAACCUUCUUUUAUCCCCCAAUGGGAAAUUUUGGCAUGCUGAUUUCGGAUAUAUAUUGGGUAGAGAUCCCAAGCCAUUCCCUCCAUUGAUGAAAUUACCGAUUCAAGUCAUAGAUGGAAUGGGAGGUCUUAAUCAUGAAAAUUUCAACAUAUUCAAAAGUUAUUGCUUCAUUACAUAUACAACAUUAAGAAAAAAUAGUAACUUGAUUUUGAACUUGUUUCAAUUAAUGUUGGAUGCCAAUAUUCCUGAUAUUAAGAUUGAUCCUAAAAGGGCUGUUGAAAAGGUUCAAGAAAAGUUUUGCUUAGAAAUGACUGAAGAAGAAGCGAUUCUACAUUUCCAAAAUCUUAUCAAUGACAGUGUGAAUGCCUUCUUACCCGUUGUAAUUGAUAGAUUACACAGUUUAGCACAAUAUUGGAGAGCGUAA
Hyphopichia burtonii NRRL Y-1933 is the source of this 3372-nucleotide messenger RNA. RefSeq names its product phosphatidylinositol 3-kinase (gene VPS34). The transcript has a single exon. Gene Ontology annotation, biological process: autophagosome assembly; endocytosis; phosphatidylinositol-mediated signaling. NCBI's taxonomy places the organism in Eukaryota, Fungi, Ascomycota, Pichiomycetes, Serinales, Debaryomycetaceae. The record is from RefSeq and is a predicted model, not a curated record. Gene Ontology annotation, cellular component: phagophore assembly site; phosphatidylinositol 3-kinase complex, class III, type II; endosome. The coding region runs from base 1 to 3372 and encodes 1123 amino acids. Gene Ontology annotation, molecular function: 1-phosphatidylinositol-3-kinase activity.